This is a messenger RNA of Trachemys scripta elegans, 4211 nucleotides long. It is a transcript of the gene WDR47, whose product is annotated as WD repeat domain 47. Bases 141 to 2984 code for a protein of 947 amino acids. The record is from RefSeq and is a predicted model, not a curated record. Lineage: Eukaryota; Metazoa; Chordata; Testudines; Emydidae. The transcript is spliced from 16 exons. Gene Ontology annotation, molecular function: protein binding.
GGAGCCGUAGGGUCGGGGCAGACGCCGAACUGGACCCCCUUAUUCCUGGGCCAGGGACCCGCCGCCAUUUUGCGUUCCUCCCAUCCGCUCCGUGUGUAUCUGUGCGUCCGGGCCCCCCGGACUCCCCUCAGGCUACCAUCAUGACUGCUGAAGAAACAGUGAAUGUAAAAGAAGUUGAAAUAAUAAAACUAAUCUUAGAUUUCCUGAACUCGAAGAAACUUCAUAUCAGUAUGCUGGCUCUUGAGAAAGAAAGUGGAGUCAUUAAUGGCCUGUUCUCAGAUGACAUGCUUUUUCUGAGACAGUUGAUCCUUGAUGGACAGUGGGAUGAGGUUCUUCAGUUCAUUCAGCCUCUUGAGUGUAUGGAAAAAUUUGACAAGAAAAGGUUUCGCUAUAUUAUACUGAAACAGAAAUUUUUAGAAGCCUUAUGUGUGAACAAUGCAAUGUCAGCAGAAGAUGAGCCUCAGCACCUGGAGUUUACAAUGCAAGAAGCUGUACAGUGCCUACAUGCCCUGGAAGAAUAUUGUCCUUCUAAAGAAGACUAUAGUAAACUGUGUUUGUUACUUACAUUGCCCCGUCUGACCAACCAUGCAGAAUUCAAAGACUGGAACCCUAGUACUGCACGAGUUCACUGCUUCGAAGAAGCUUGCAUCAUGGUUGCAGAGUUUAUUCCUGCCGACAGGAAACUGAGUGAGGCUGGUUUCAAAGCAAGUAAUAAUCGUUUAUUUCAGCUCGUAAUGAAGGGAUUGCUUUAUGAAUGUUGUGUGGAAUUCUGUCAGAGUAAAGCAACAGGAGAAGAAAUUACAGAGAGUGAAGUAUUGCUUGGCAUUGAUCUUUUGUGUGGUAAUGGGUGUGAUGACUUGGACCUGAGCUUAUUGUCAUGGCUUCAGAAUCUGCCAGCUUCUGUUUUCUCUUGUGCUUUUGAACAAAAGAUGCUUAAUAUUCAUGUUGAUAAACUCUUGAAGCCCACAAAAGCUGCAUAUGCUGAUCUUUUGACACCUCUUAUCAGCAAACUUUCUCCUUACCCAUCAUCCCCAAUGAGACGGCCUCAGUCAGCUGAUGCUUACAUGACUCGUUCCUUAAACCCUGCCUUAGAUGGGCUGUCAUGUGGAUUAACGAAUCAUGAUAAGCGAGUCACAGACCUUGGAAAUAAAACCUCUCCAAUGUCACACUCCUUUGCCAAUUUCCAUUACCCAGGAGUGCAGAAUCUUAGCAGAAGUCUCAUGCUUGAAAAUACAGAUUGCCAUAGCAUUUAUGAAGAGUCACCUGAGCGAAGUGAUACUCCUGUGGAGCCACAGCAUUCCAUUGGCAGUGAGACCAUUUGCCAGAGUUCAGUUCCAGAAAAUGAGCCAGUAAAUGGAGCGCAGAAUCAAGGACCAGCCAAACCAGAAAAAAAUGAGCUUCGUGAUUCAACAGAGCAGUUUCAAGAAUAUUAUAGACAAAGAUUACGUUACCAACAGCAUUUAGAACAGAAAGAGCAACAACGACAACUGUAUCAGCAAAUGUUGCUUGAAGGAGGAGUAAACCAGGAAGAUGGCACAGACCAGCAACAGAAUCUUACUGAACAGUUUCUUAACAGGUCUAUUCAAAAGUUGGGAGAGCUAAACAUAGGUAUAGACACUCUUGAAAAUGAUGUGCAGACGCUCAGCCAGCAAUGUAAUGGGAGCAAAGGGCAUGCAUCUAACACACCAGCAACUAGCUUUGUAUCACCACCUCCAGAUGUUAGUCAGAGAAUAGGUACUGAUAACCAAAUUGUUAAUACGAGCACUCCUCAAAAGCGUGGAUCAACAAAUCAGAUACCCUUUCUUGAAGAAUCGCCAGUCCAUGGGAGUAAAACUAUGCCAGAACACACUAUCAUUCAGCCACAACUUGAAGAUUCUUCAGGGAAUCUAACUAGGACAAGAGGUGAUGAGGAUGAUAAAUCAAAAAAGCAAUUCAUUUGUAUUAAUACUCUAGAAGAUACACAAGCUGUCAGAGCUGUGGCUUUUCAUCCGAGUGGGAGUUUGUAUGCUGUUGGCUCAAAUUCUAAAACUUUGAGGGUGUGUGCCUAUCCAGAAGUAAUUAACCCAAGUUCCUCGUCUGUCGUCCCUCGAAAACUGAUACCUGACCUAGGCAGAUCUUCACUUUCUUCCUCUGUAAAGAUGGCAACAGAUGCUUAUAACACUCCUAAACAACCAGAUAUUCGUUUCAAAAGGAACAAACAUCACAAAGGGUCAAUCUACUGUGUGGCAUGGAGUCCUUGUGGACAGUUGUUGGCUACUGGUUCUAAUGAUAAAUAUGUUAAAGUACUACCUUUUAAUGCAGAAACUUGUAAUGCAACAGGACCAGACUUGGAGUUCAGUAUGCAUGAUGGGACAAUUAGAGAUCUUGCUUUUAUGGAAGGCCCAGAAAGUGGUGGCGCUAUUUUAAUUAGCGCUGGAGCAGGAGACUGUAAUAUUUAUACAACAGACUGCCAGCGAGGUCAAGGCCUGCAUGCUCUGAGUGGCCAUACUGGUCAUAUUUUAGCACUUUAUACAUGGAGUGGGUGGAUGAUUGCAUCUGGUUCCCAAGACAAGACUGUAAGAUUCUGGGAUCUUAGAGUACCGAGUUGUGUUCGUGUAGUUGGAACAACAUUUCAUGGAACUGGUAGUGCUGUGGCAUCUGUUGCAGUUGAUCCUAGUGGUCGCCUACUAGCUACAGGGCAAGAAGACUCCAGUUGCAUGUUGUAUGAUAUUCGAGGCGGACGAAUGGUACAGAGCUAUCAUCCUCAUUCCAGUGAUGUUCGUUCUGUUCGCUUUUCUCCUGGGGCUCACUACUUGCUCACAGGAUCUUAUGAUAUGAAAAUAAAGGUGACAGACUUGCAAGGGGACCUUACUAAGCAACUUCCUAUUAUGGUGGUAGGGGAACAUAAGGACAAAGUGAUUCAGUGUAGGUGGCAUACGCAAGAUCUAUCCUUCUUGUCAUCUUCUGCAGACAGAACUGUAACACUUUGGACCUACAAUGGUUAGAGUGCAACUAAGGCAACGUAUGCAGAUAAAGCACAGAGAAAUAAGACUACUGGACUGUAAAAAUAAUAAUUUAGGGAUUCAAAGAGCAGCAUCUGACCAGGAAAGUGUCUUAGCAAGAAGAGGCACUUGUCACAGAUUUUUCUGAUUGCUAGGAGGUCUUGGUGUGUUAGUAUUAUUUCGCAGUGCUUUCAGUCUUCCAUGUGAACUCUUGCUGCUGUGACCUAUUGUAGUCUUGUUGCCAAAGUCUGUUGGAAGAGCUCUUAUGUUGUCAAUGUGCACUCAAAGUAAGAUUAAUGAUGUGUUUACAGUUUAGUAUUAAUUGCAUUCCUUGGUCUUUGCCUCAAUGACAAUUUUAUAUAGAAACUUAAACCGAAUUACACUUUUAAACAACUCAGUAACUAGUUCCACAUAAAUGUAGAAGAUAAAAAUGUACUUCUGCUGUUUCACACUUCUGUUGUAUGCAUCACUUGUCAACCAGAGGUCAGACUUUUUUUUCCCUUUCCACACUUUCAACAUUUUUUUUUUUUUUUUAGUACGUAUAAUUGUAAAAUUUUAAAGGUGACUAGGCAGUAACUGCUUCUUGAUGAUAGUCCACUAUAUAGCGUGUUUUGCUUUUCACCUAAACCGGGGGAAAUGUUGCUGUUUUUACUACAUGAUAUUGUUUUCAACAGGCUGAUGUUGAAAACAAAAAGUAAAAUGUUGGGUUUGCUCCAGAAACCAUGUAAUGUUUCAUUCUGAAUGCAACAUAAUACCUCUGUGUAUAAUGUACUGUAGAAAAGAGUGUGGAUUGGCAGCAGUUAUCACAGUGAGCUAAAUGGGUAGCUGUUCUCUCAAAGAAAAAUGGUACCAUUAACACUUAUAGACAACAGCAUGGCUUAAAAUGCUGUCUGCAUGAUAAUUUAAAAAAUUAAAUCAUUUAACUUCCCAGUCUAGAAGCAUUUUUGGAUUUUUCUUUCUUGCACUGUUUAUGUAAUGCAGAAUUGCAGUUUUAUUUCUAUGAAACUUUAGAUUCUAAUGUUUAAGUAUUGUUAUAUUUUCAUAUUGUACAGUUCCUUUUAAAUUAAAACUUUAAAUUUUAGGUUAUUUAUUUAUUUGAAAUGCAGUUAUUUGGUUUUAAUAAUUAAAUUAUCGGUUCACUGUAGCAAGCAUUUUUUAACUAAUUGUAUAAAAGUGAAAAGAUUAUUAUGGAAGUGUAUCUCUGCUAUAAUCUCAAUAAAGACCUCUGAC